This is a messenger RNA of Gallus gallus (chicken), 375 nucleotides long. Its product is annotated as rho GTPase-activating protein 33-like. The transcript is spliced from 5 exons. Bases 1 to 375 code for a protein of 124 amino acids. NCBI's taxonomy places the organism in Eukaryota, Metazoa, Chordata, Aves, Galliformes, Phasianidae. The record is from RefSeq and is a predicted model, not a curated record. Gene Ontology annotation, molecular function: GTPase activator activity. Gene Ontology annotation, biological process: small GTPase-mediated signal transduction.
AUGGGCAUCGCGAGCAGCGAGAUCAGCUGUGGGCCUGACCUGGCAUGGAUGGAGGUCCUGCAGAGCUGCGCUGAGUUCAUUGAGCAGCACGGCGUGGUGCAGGGGAUCUACCGCCUGUCCGGCGUGGCGUCCAGGAUCCAGAAGCUACGCCAUGAAUUUGAGUCUGAGCAGAUUCCGGAGCUAACCGUCCGUGACGUUCACAGCGUGAGCUCCCUGUGCAAGAUGUACUUCAGGGAGCUCCCGACCCCUCUGCUGACCGAGCAGCUGUAUGGCAAGUUCUCGGAUGCUGUUUGUGCCGCUACAGAUGAGGAGCGGUUGCUCAGAAUGCAGGACGUCAUCCAGCAGCUGCCCUGGUUGCUGGCUCCGUGGGGUUGA